AUGGCACACGCGCAUAAUGCUAUCAUACGAGGGCUGAAUGCUAUUCUCCAGCAGGCGCCGUAUGUACCCAUUGUCACGGACGAACACUUCAACGCACAGAAUGUCAAGGACCUUCUCUUCUACGUUCAGUCGUGGGCCAAGAUGGUGCAUCAUCACCACUGGGUCGAGGAGACUUACAUAUUCCCAGAUGUUGAGGAGUUUACCGGCAGGCCGGGGUUUAUGGAUGACCCGAAGCAUCAGCACGAGCUCUUCCAUGACGGACUAGAGAGGCUGCUUGCGUAUUCCUCAGCCACGAAACCCGAGGAGUACCGGUGGAAGGGAGCCGAUGGCAUGGAGGAAAUAAUUAACUCAUUCAGUAAGGAUUUGACCGAUCACCUUUACGCCGAGAUUGAUCUCCUCUUGGGUAUGGGAGACAUCGAUGGGGAAGGUUUGAAGAAGAUAUGGGAAAAGGCCCAGAAAGCUGCUAAGCAAGCAGGGAAUAUCGCGAUGCUUUACGAUAUCUUCCCCCUGGUGCUUGGCUGUGCCGACAAGACCUACGAAGGCCGCUGCGACUUUCCUCCCUUGCCCUGGGUGCUACCCUAUGUGGUCAAGUACUGGUUUGCCGCCGGUAAUGGAGCCUGGAGAUUUAAUCCAUGCGACUGGUGGGGUCAGCCAAAGCCCCUGGAGUUUGGUCCACGUUGA
Messenger RNA from Aspergillus oryzae RIB40, 681 nucleotides. RefSeq lists its product as uncharacterized. The record is from RefSeq and is a predicted model, not a curated record. NCBI's taxonomy places the organism in Eukaryota, Fungi, Ascomycota, Eurotiomycetes, Eurotiales, Aspergillaceae. The transcript is spliced from 2 exons. Bases 1 to 681 code for a protein of 226 amino acids.